Messenger RNA from Salvelinus namaycush (lake trout), 4485 nucleotides. RefSeq names its product kelch-like protein 29. The transcript is spliced from 13 exons. Lineage: Eukaryota; Metazoa; Chordata; Actinopteri; Salmoniformes; Salmonidae. The record is from RefSeq and is a predicted model, not a curated record. Gene Ontology annotation, molecular function: protein binding. Bases 279 to 2753 code for a protein of 824 amino acids.
UCAAGACAGACAUGCAACAGUUUGUCGAAAUAGAACAGCUAUUUAACCUAGUGAACGUUUUUAGAGACACCCUGCUUGCUUGACAUAUUAUAACAAAUCAAGUUUUAGAGUAGUGAACUAACGUUAGUUUCAGCUGUAAACGAGUUUGCAAAGUUAGCUUUCUGUGAUUGAAUGUAAGCUUAUCUUGCUAGCUACUUAGCUAGCUAGCUACUAGUAUCUUUUGUUUUGUAAAGUGCUAUAGAUUGUAUCUAUAUGAAUAUUGUUUUGCCGAACAGUAAAUGGAUUAUAUGCAGCAUGAGUGGGUAGCUAACAAGAUGCAGUCCAGCCAGAGGUUAAUCCAGUCGCCGGAUUACGACAGUUUGAUACAAGAGGUGUCAGGUGGGUCUCCAGGGGAGAGGGAGAGCCAGGCUCCAGGUCUGCUGUUAGCGCCAGGGGUGAAGUGGGGACAGACGCCCAUCAACCAACUCACACCCUGGGAGACGGAAGAACCCCCUGCCAAACAGCAGCACAGAGAUAGUGAACCCACAGGUCCUACGUGGGCACCUCCAGUAGUAACAGUGACCCAAUCCAGUCUCCUGCCCCACUCCUAUUCCCUCCGCCCCCCCUCCUUCAGCCACAGUGUCACUGUCCAGUCGCCCAUCAUAGGUGGGACCCCCUCCAUCCAAUCCCCCAUGCCCCCCCACCCCCACCCACUCAUGACAGCCCACUUCCAGCUACCCACACACUCCACCUCACACCAACCCCCCCCCAUGGUUCUCAACAUGCCCUCCCAGCCACCCUACUCCUUGGCCCAGCCCCCUGUCGCCUCCUUGCCUCUUUCCUCCACCUCAGGGGGUCCGGGUGGGACACACCCCAACCAACACAACCAAAAUGUGAUGGGGAACGGUCAUCUGAUGCCUCACCCCCUCAUACAGCCCCCCGUCCUGCCUCUGACCAAUGGGCAGUUGGUGCCGCCGCUUCCGUCUACUCUAGUAGCCUAUCAGGAUGAUCCUAGAGGGCCCAACGGGCUGCAGAUGCUGAGGACUGUGGGAAUGGGGAAGUACGAGUUCACAGACCCAGGACAUCCUAAAGAGAUGUUGAAGGAGUUGAACCAACAGCGCAGAGCGAAAGAGUUUACAGACCUGAAAAUAAUUGUUGAAGGCAAAGAGUUUGAAGUCCACCAAAAUGUUCUAGCUUCCUGCAGCCUUUAUUUCAAGGACCUGGUGAAAAGGUCGUCAGGGGAGACGAGGAGCGGGGAGAUGCUAGAGCUGCGGAUGAGCGAAAUUGGAGCUGACGUGUUGGAGCUGCUGCUGGAGUUUGUCUACACAGGUUCUCUGGUCAUAGACUCCGCUAAUGCCAGGACACUGCUAGAGGCUGCCAACAAGUUCCAAUUCAACACCUUCUGCAAAGUCUGUGUGUCCUUCCUAGAGAAACAGCUAACAGUGGGGAACUGUCUAGGUGUGCUGGCCAUGGCUGAAGCUAUGCGAUGUACAGAGCUCCACAACAUGGCCAAAGCUUUCGCACUGCAGAACUUCCCUGAGGUGGCGGGGCAGGAGGAGAUUAUGUGUGUGUCUAAGGAGGACCUAGUGGCCUACCUGUCUAAUGACAGCCUCACCACCAAGGCUGAGGAACUGGUCUACGAGACCGCCAUCAAGUGGAUCAAACAAGACCCCACCGCCAGAGUUCAGCAUGUAUCAGAGUUGUUAGCGGUGGUGCGUCUUCCCUUCAUCCACCCGUCUUACCUGCUGAACGUUGUGGAUAACGAGGACUUAAUAAAGACGUCGGAGGCGUGUCGAGACCUGGUCAACGAGGCCAAGAGGUAUCACAUGUUACCUCACGCCAGACAGGAGAUGCAGACUCCUAGGACACGACCACGGCUAUCUGCAGGUGUGGCGGAGGUGAUAGUGUUAAUCGGUGGUCGUCAGGCCAUCAGUAUGAACCAGCGCUCUCUGACGGCGGUGACAUGUUUUAACCCUCAGAACAGUAAGUGGUUCCCAUUGGCCAGCCUGCCCUUCUACGACAGAGAGUUCUUCAGCGUCAUCUCAGCUGGGGACAACAUCUACCUGUCAGGUGGGACAGAGUCGGGGGUGAUGGUAGCUGACGUGUGGUGCUACAUGUCUCUAUUGGACAACUGGAAUCUGAUGUCCCGUAUGACGGUGCCUCGCUGCAGACACAACAGUCUGGUCUACGAUGGGAAACUCUAUACCAUCGGAGGUCUGGGUGUGUCAGGAAACCUGGACCAUGUAGAGAGGUACGACACCAUAACCAACCAGUGGGCGAUGGUGUCUCCGCUCCCCAAGCCGGUGCACUCUGCAGCAGCCACAGUGUGUGGGGGGAAGGUGUAUGUGUUUGGGGGGGUGAACGAGGCAGGGCGAUCUGCAGGAGUACUACAGUCAUACGUCCCUCAGACCAACUCCUGGAGCUUCAUAGAGUCACCCAUGAUAGAUAAUAAGUACGCCCCGGCAGUCACUCUGAACGGACACAUCUUUAUUCUGGGAGGAGCCUACGCCCGGGCCACCACCAUCUAUGACCCGGACAAGGGAAACAUCAAAGCCGGACCUAAUAUGAACCACUCACGACAGUUCUGCAGUGCGGUGAUCCUGGAUGGUAAGAUCUAUGCGACGGGGGGCAUCGUGAGCAGCGAGGGUCCUGCCCUGGGUAACAUGGAGACCUUUGACCCCCACACUAACAACUGGACGCUCCUCCAGUCGCUGCCCUGCCCUCUCUUCAGACAUGGCUGUGUCGUCAUCAAGAAGUACAUCCAGAGUGGCUGAGCCCGGUUUCCAUUUGGCUCAGAGGGAUGAAUGAGUUUCCAGAAAGCUAGCCGAUGUGGCAGUUUGUCUCUUGACUACCCAGACCACGGCACUUAGAACAGCAAAGUUCUUCAUUUAGUGAAACAUCGAUUUGACAAUUAUUGUUUCUUCUCUCCUGUGGACCUGGGUUGUUUAGAGAAACAAAGUGCCACGUUAGCUAUGAAGCUUUUGGGAAACUCACCCCUGACCGGUCUGGUUGGGGCAGGACACUGUGCAGCUUUUGGGGGUCAACCAGUCAGCACCAUCCAACUACAACACCCCCAGGACUUGAUGCCAGCAUUGUUGUCUUAUAACCUUCCCUCCCUCCCAUGCAGAAUGUAGACAUCUUAUCUUGAACCACUCUGCCAUGUUAGGAACUGGUGCCUAAGCUACUGUAUGUAUUAUAAAGUGUAGCUUAAAGGAAUUUGUCUGAAUUUUGGCAUUGAGGCCCUUUAUCUACUUCCCCAGAGUCAGAUGAACUUGUGGAUACCAUGUUUCUAUGUACAGUUUGAUGGAAGUUGGAGGUGCUAGUUAGCAAACUACUUCUAACAUGCAUGACACAGAAACAUGGUGUCCACAAGUUCAUCUGACUCUGGGGAAGUCGAUAAAGGGUCUAAAUAUCCCCUCAUUAUAUAGGCACAGGGCCGCUCCUUGCUACUAGUCUUUAGUUUGAUACAUAGUUAUUUUAGUUCUGUCUGUUUAUUUGAAAGGCCCUUUGUGUUCCUGACUCAAGUAUAUUAAAAGCCAUCCCAGUCUUUGUUGUCACUUAGUGGUUUCUGUUACGGAGGUAAAAUGUAUGUCCAAAUGGAAUGAUAUGUUUGAGGACCUUCCUUAGUGGCGUUAGGACAGGGCAGAUGUUUGUGUGUGGAGGGAGUCCACAGGGUUUUAGAAACAACUUCCAACUGUGAUGAGAAAGAUCAGCCUUGUUUUUCUCUGGAUGUCCCCCCCCCCCCCCCCUGGUUUAUAAGGACACAUUGGAUACUUGGUCUCUUUCUGGGCCAGAAAGAUGACUUAACUGGCACCACCGAAGGUAGGGUGGCCCUGUAUCUUGACAUCAAAGACACUCCAACUGGGCAUUUCUCCUCCACACAGCCAAAGCACAAUAACCACCUGUGGCUCAAGGAUCAAACUGUUUCACCUGCGCUACAGUGCGAUAGAAAUUGAAAGGCAAGGUUGGUGGAGACUGCAUUCACGCUAAACGCUGCAUAUGUCGGAUCAAUCGGAAAUUACCUUGACAUUUCCGUCGCGCUACGGAUAGCGCAGUGCCUUCAAACUAUUCAUACCCCUUGACCUUUUCCACAUGUUGAAGUGUUUACAAAUUAAAAGCUGAAAUGUAUUGAGUCAAGUAUUCAACCCCUUUGUUAACAAGUUCAGAAGUAAAAAUGUUCAUGGGCUUUGUGUGCAAUUAGUGGUUAACAUGAUUUUUGAAUGGUUUAUCAUAAAUUCUGCGAUAUUGAGAACAUUUUUUUAACACGACAAAUCCAUUUUAAAGUAACAAUGUGGAAUAAGUCAAGGGGUGUAAAUACUUUGACAGCAAUGUAUUUGUAUUUCACUGCGAGCUCCGGUGUUUGGACAUUCUGUAAAUACCGGGAGGAAAUAUGUAUAUUUUAAAACCUGAAGGUGGUUCUGUAUAAACGUUUUUAGAAAAAAGUGCUAGGUUGGACAAAAAAAAAUUGUAUGUCUGUACCCAAAAUAAAAAAAAUACAUACCACAA